This is a messenger RNA of Erythranthe guttata (spotted monkey flower), 1403 nucleotides long. NCBI's taxonomy places the organism in Eukaryota, Viridiplantae, Streptophyta, Magnoliopsida, Lamiales, Phrymaceae. The record is from RefSeq and is a predicted model, not a curated record.
UAUUCAAAUUUUUAUUAUUCUUUUUCUCAUGUAAAGAAUGGGAAUAUACAUUCCUACCACCAUGGCCGAUCACUGGUUAAAGCUAUUGAUUUGUGUAAUCGCUCUGUCGAGUACCAAAGUCAACGUCCGAGCCUCUGAAAUGGUCAACAUUACGCUUCUCUCUAACGCUGUCGAAAAAGGAGCAGUUUGCUUGGAUGGAAGCCCAGCAGGUUAUCAUUAUGCCAAAGGAUAUGGAGAUGGAGCUAAUAGCUGGAUGAUUUAUCUUCCGGGUGGUGGAUGGUGCGGCCGCAAACAAAGCUGCAUCGACAGAGUGAAAUAUUCUCCCAUGCUUUCGAGCACCAAAAACAUCACGCAAGAAAAUUUUGGUGCGAUACUAAGCCCAAACAAAACUUCUAAUCCAGAUUUCUACAACUGGAAUAGAGUUUUUAUUAGAUAUUGCGACGGCUCGUCGUUUAUGGGAGACGUCAAAAAAGUCGAUCCAGAAACUAACCUUCAUAAAAGGGGGUCAAGAAUUUUCACUUCUGUAAUAGAUGAAUUGCUAUCCAAAGGACUAAAAGAUGCCAAAAAUGUUAUGCUUACGGGUAACUCGGCUGGUGGAUUAGCGACAAUCUUGAACUGCGACCGGUUUCGAGCACUUGUACCUAAUGCUAAUAUGGUGAAGUGUGUCUCGGAUUCCGGUUUCUUCAUCCAUGCGAAAAACCUCCCUAAUGCUGCGGGGAGAGAACGGACAUUUUCUCGCGUUGUCCACUUUCAUGGAAUAAGUAAGUUUCUGCCUAAAUCAUGCACUUCAAGAAUGAAACCGGGUUUGUGUUUUUUCCCUGAAAAUUUGGUCGCACAUAUUAAGACCCCACUUUUUCUACUGAAUUCCGAUUUUGAUAAAUUUCAGAUACAAGUCAAUUUAAAACCUCAUCCCGUUGACAAUCCUGGUUGGGUCAAUUGCACCAGAAAUAUAACUACAUGCACACCUCCUCAAUUACAAAUCAUCAAAGAUUUUCGAAAUACAUUCCUGGAAACAUUGAAAGGAGUUGGUAAUAACCCAUCAAGAGGAUUAUUUAUUAAUUCUUGUUACAUUCAUGAUUUUCUCUAUUUAAUGGGAAGGUAUAAUUCCCCAGACUCCCCCAAAUUACAUAAUAAGACGAUUGCACAGGCUAUUGGUGAUUGGUAUUUCAACAGAAGCUCUGUUCGUUUAAUAGACACAAAAAUCGAUUAUCCGUUGGACUGCAAAAUAGGAUCGGGUAAUUUCGUAUAAAUCACUAAUUGGAAUAUUCCCAUGGAUUAUUAUCUAAUGGAAAAUGAAAGAGAAGUAUUACUAUAGUUUUACCAUAAUGUAACAUUCUAUAAUGAUCAUGUUAACUUGUAUGACAUAUUAUUAUUGUUGGAAAAUUUACAAUUUCCGCCCCUCA